GUGAUGGCGGAAGUGGCUCUGCUGCUACCCGUGAUGGCGGAAGUGCUGGAGGAGAAGAUGAAGCCUGACCCGGAGCGUUGUCGCUAUCCGCAUUGUAUAGUAUGGACCCCAAUACCCGUUUUAACAUGGUUAUUUCCAUUCAUUGGCCACAUGGGAAUUUGUACAUCAUCAGGAGUGAUCAGAGACUUCGCUGGACCAUACUAUGUGUCUGAGGACUGCAUGGCCUUUGGAAAACCAGUAAAGUACUGGCAACUGGAUCCCAGUCUCAUUCGUGCCAAUGGUUCAAAUCCAUGGGACACAGCUGUUAAUGAUGCAUCUGAGGAAUAUAAGCAUCACAUGCACAACUUGUGUUGUGAUAACUGUCACUCACACGUUGCUCUGGCUCUGAACCUAAUGAAAUACAACAACACCUCCUGGAACAUGGUAAAGCUGUGUAUUUUAUGCCUUGUAUACAGCAGAUAUGUUAGCUUUGGUGCAUUCCUGAAGACCUGGAUCCCUUUCAUCUUACUGGCUGGAGCAGUGGUGACAGUAAUACUCACUUUGCAUCUGCGAUGAGGCAGUGAACUUAUCUGGAAUAGGGCACCAGCUCAAGUCCCAAGAUACUUGUAAUGUCACACUCUGGAACUAAGGGUGAUCUCAAAGAGAGGUCAAUGCCUUGCCAUUAUGGAGUCCCCUGAUAACCACCACUCGUAGAGUCAUUCAUAGAGACUUGCAUGGAAUAUUAUGGCAAAUGUGUUCCUCCUGUUUUAUUUUGUUGCUCACACAGACGGUACCAUUCCUAUUGAUCAGUGAACUGUAGGGUACUGUCUAACUUCUCAUCUGUUACUGAUAAAAAAAAAGAACAGUUUGUGUCAUGUCAUGCCCAUAUAUACGCCCAGUUCAGUAAGUGGUAUGCAGUCCUGAAAAUUGCCUCAUACUGAAUACCUGCCUCUAGAAUAUAGAUCGGCUUGCAGGGUUACUUCUGAAUAUGUACAAAUAAAUUCUGUUUUAAAAAACCAUUCAA
This is a messenger RNA of Xenopus tropicalis (tropical clawed frog), 1003 nucleotides long. RefSeq names its product transmembrane protein 222 (gene tmem222). Lineage: Eukaryota; Metazoa; Chordata; Amphibia; Anura; Pipidae. The record is from RefSeq and is marked validated.